Messenger RNA from Diceros bicornis minor, 2948 nucleotides. It is a transcript of the gene SLC39A11, whose product is annotated as solute carrier family 39 member 11. Gene Ontology annotation, biological process: zinc ion transmembrane transport. Lineage: Eukaryota; Metazoa; Chordata; Mammalia; Perissodactyla; Rhinocerotidae. Gene Ontology annotation, molecular function: zinc ion transmembrane transporter activity. Bases 86 to 1330 code for a protein of 414 amino acids. The transcript is spliced from 12 exons. The record is from RefSeq and is a predicted model, not a curated record. Gene Ontology annotation, cellular component: membrane.
CAGUCCUUUGAAAACAGGACGGUUGGUCACCCGGUGAGCCCCCCUAUAUCCCCAGGGGAAAGGCUCCUGUUGAGGUUUCUGGAAUAUGUGGCAAGACUGUAAAGCCUCGCCUGUUAUGACGACUUCAGCUGUAUCCAGCAUGCUCCAAGGCCACAGCCCUGUGUUCCAGGCCUUGCUGGGAACCUUCUUCACCUGGGGGAUGACGGCAGCUGGGGCGGCUCUCGUGUUCAUAUUCUCUAGUGGACAGAGGCGGAUCUUAGAUGGAAGUCUUGGCUUUGCUGCAGGGGUCAUGUUAGCAGCUUCCUACUGGUCUCUCCUGGCCCCCGCGGUUGAGAUGGCCACGUCCUCUGGGGGCUUUGGUGCCUUUGCCUUCUUCCCUGUGGCUGUUGGCUUCACGCUUGGAGCCGCGUUCGUCUACUUGGCUGACCUCCUGAUGCCUCACCUGGGUGCAGCAGAAGACCCCCAGACGGCCCUGGCACUGAACUUCGACUCUGCGUUGAUGAAGAAGUCUGAUGCUGAGGGUCCCAGGCUGCUCUUCCCCGAGAGUGAACUUUCCAUCCGGAUAGGUAGCGCUGGGCUUCUUUCAGACAAGAGUGAGAAUGGGGAGGCGUAUCAGAGGAAGAAGGUGGCGGCCACCGACCUGCCAGAGGGCCCUGCUGGCCCGGUGCCUUCUCGAGGGAACGUGGCACAGCCCGGCGGCAGCAGCUGGAGGAGGAUUGUGCUGCUCAUCUUGGCCAUCACCAUACACAACGUCCCAGGGGAGAGAUGGAGAUACAGGAGGGCCAGGGAGAUGGAGAGAGGCAGACACACCCACCUUCCAACCCCAGGAGAAGACUGGCGAGGGCUGACUCAGCUUGAGAGCAUAUUCUCAAGUUUGUCUUCAAGACCCCUCUCCCCCUGCAUCCGGGGACUCACAGCGCCAGAGGGUCUUGCUGUUGGAGUUGGAUUUGGGGCUGUAGAAAAGACGGCAUCCGCCACCUUUGAGAGUGCCAGGAAUUUAGCCAUUGGAAUUGGGAUCCAGAAUUUCCCAGAGGGCCUCGCUGUCAGCCUCCCCCUGCGAGGAGCUGGCUUCUCCACCUGGAGAGCCUUCUGGUACGGGCAGCUAAGUGGCAUGGUGGAGCCUCUGGCCGGGGUCUUCGGUGCCUUUGCCGUGGUGCUGGCUGAGCCCAUCCUGCCCUACGCUCUGGCCUUCGCUGCUGGAGCCAUGGUCUAUGUGGUCAUGGACGACAUCAUCCCCGAGGCUCAGAUCAGUGGAAAUGGGAAGCUGGCGUCCUGGGCCUCCAUCCUGGGAUUCGUGGUGAUGAUGUCACUCGACGUUGGCCUGGGCUAGUGCUGAAGUGCCUCGGAGCCCAGGAAAGGCAGCAUGAGGAAACUACGAUGGUUGGCUUCUAUGGGACCACAUGCCCCUUUCUUCACAUUAAAACAUUUUUCCUUUUGCUUCUUUUCAUCUCAUUAUCCUAAUUGACUCUGAUUAUAGUAUGACAAUUUUUACUUUUCUUUUGAGAGAGAUAUUGGUUUUAUCUGGAAUUUCAAGGUGUCAUAGAACUACAGAUUUUUGCCUGGUCACUAAAUGGACUCUUUCUUCAGUGGGAUUACCAAGGACAUACAGAUCAGGAAAAUCUCUGCUUUUGUACCUUCACUCUCCCUCGCUAGAUUUAAUGGCAACUCCUCAAGGUCACCUACAGAAGCAAGCUACCAAGAGAGAAGUUGCCUAAGCAUUUCUGCCUGGUGACUCAGAGCACAAUGGCCAGGACAUUUUUUGUCUAUCCCUCCUGAUCUGUCACCAUAGAUCCUCUACCCAUCUAGACCGGAACUGGAGCAUCGUGGACAUAGCAAGUACUUUCCAAGGCCCAGCCAGCCCAAGGAAGAAUGUAUCUUCCCCUACCUCCCCCAGGGAGAUGCUGUAUGGGAGGGGAUACAGAAAAGGGAAGAAAAUGAGCUAGUCUUUCUCUCUCUCUUUUUAAGGCAAAGAUUGACACUACUGAAGUUAAGGGAAUUAGGACAACUGUGAACACACAGGGAGCCUGUGACAAGAGGACAGAGUAUGGCUUUGAUCUCUAAUGAUUGCAAGAGCAAAGUAGUUUGUCAUGGUGUCCAAAUCCCCCAGAUGUUUAUUUUGAUAAGUUGAUAGCUUCGUUUUUCUAAGAGACUUGGGGACACCAGCAAUCUGCUAGAACCCAAACACUUCAUUUACUUAUGGAGGGAGCCACUUAAGCUAAUUUAAGUGAAUGAAAGACAUUUAGAAUCUGCACUGGGUCCCUCUCUGUUGACCAUUUGGUAGCUUGUAACCUGACCCAGGACUCUUAAGCUGCAGCAGGCUUUGCUGGAGUUUGGCCAGAGAGUUUAGGAUUAGAAAGGAAGAAGGGAUAGGAGAACAAAAAAAAAGGAGAGAGAUUUUUACAUUUCCCUUUUAAAGUAAACUUUAGCCAAGUCAUCAUUCUGAAAUGACCCUAAAGAAUGACUUGAACGAGACUAGGAGCGAAUCUACUCCUUGUUACACGUAGCUUCUCCAACAGGGUGAUAAAACAUGUCUGCUUCAAACACAGUAAGGCCUGCCAUCCUCAUUGGUCAAAGGAGCGCAUGGGACCUUGACUGGGCUCCACUGGCAAGGCAGGCUGCCCAAGAGCCAGGUAUUCAGACAUUGUGUUAUCAACACCUGCCCUGAGUUUACAUGUUUCAUUGCUUCCAAGGGUGAAUACCCUGCUCUGUGAAUGCUCUAAGAACCCAAGGGCCAACCCUAUGCUGAGUCUAUGUGUGUUCUUCCAAAGCACUGAUGAUCAAAAUUGAAGACACAUUCAGAGGUUUGAUUGGUUGAAAUUAAUUGGUUUGGUGGUUGGUGUUUGUGUAUUUUUAUGUCUUUGUAUGUAGUUCUGCAUAAUGCAAACUUCUUUCUGAUGGACAAGACCUCAUACUGUGAUUAAUAUCAAUAAAAGGGAUAUUGUCAUGGA